GCUGCGCCGGGCCGGGCCGGGGCGGGCCGCCCGCGGGGAUGCAGUGGGCCAUGGGCCGGCGGUGGGCGUGGGUCGCGCUGAUGCUGGCGGUCGCCGCGGUGCUCGCCCAGGUCGUGUGGCUCUGGCUUGGUACGCAGAGCUUCGUCUUCCAGCGCGAGGAGAUCGCGCAGCUGGCGCGGCAGUACGCGGGGCUGGACCACGAGCUGGCCUUCUCUCGGCUGAUCGUGGAGCUGCGGCGGCUGCACCCAGGCCACGUGCUGCCCGACGAGGAGCUGCAGUGGGUGUUCGUGAACGCCGGCGGCUGGAUGGGCGCCAUGUGCCUUCUGCACGCCUCGCUGUCCGAGUACGUGCUGCUCUUCGGCACCGCCCUGGGCUCCCGUGGCCAUUCGGGACGCUACUGGGCUGAGAUUUCUGACACCAUCAUCUCUGGCACCUUCCACCAGUGGAGAGAGGGCACCACCAAAAGUGAGGUCUUUUACCCAGGGGAGACAGUUGUGCACGGGCCUGGAGAGGCAACGGCUGUGGAGUGGGGGCCAAACACAUGGAUGGUGGAGUACGGCCGGGGUGUCAUCCCGUCUACUCUGGCAUUUGCACUGGCUGACACUGUCUUCAGCACCCAGGACUUCCUCACCCUCUUCUACACCCUUCGAUCCUAUGCCCGGGGCCUCCGGCUUGAGCUUACCACCUACCUCUUCGGCCAGGACUCCUGACCAGUCAGGCCUGAAGGAAGACCUGUGGAUGGACAGGAGCGGGCAGGCCCGUAUACAUCCACUUGCUGGAGCCCAUGUGCACAGACAGGGUUAUACACCAUUACAGAUAAUGAGUUCCUGCUGUAUGAGGAGGGACAUAUAUGCUUUUACUUCUAGACACACAGAGCUCCUUGGGAACAAAUGAAAUAUAUAGAGAUGCUAAGACCUGUGUGUACUGCAGGAUCAUCACUCAUGUCCAUCUAGUGAGGGUCCCCCGUGUAUAUACCAGGGGAACCAGUCAUUGUUGAAUAUACAUUUCACAAGCUUGACUCACUAACUCAGGCCUUUUCAGAGUUUCCUGCCAGCAUUCAUGGCUCUGAGGUUAAGGGUGGGGAUGGGUAUGACACUCUGCUUCAGUCUGACUCCUCAGCCCAGCAGUCAUUUUGGGAGUGAGGGAGAGGAGGAGCUGCCCUUUGGAGUCCCCCUUCACCUGUGGCUAUGAUGCUCUUCCCCUUCAUCUUCCCUGUCCUCACCAUAUGCCUUAUCUCCAUUCCAUUCCCGUGCUAUGCAAGUGCCCUGUGGCUUGUCCCCCUGCCCCUAAGCAACCAGCUCAGCUGGGGAACCAGAGGAAGGUACACAGUGCUUAAGUGAAGGUCCUUCCUCCAUCUCAGAGACCCCACUUUCUCCUUUGGGGGUAUGAUGAGAAACCUGCCUCGGUCCAAGACCCUUCACUGGGGAGAGAAUCUGGAGAAGUGGGCCUAGGUCCAAGGAGCCAUCUCUGGUCCAAAGAAGGCUGUUUCCAUGUAUGCACACACCCCCCAUCAGUUUCCAGACACUGCCCCCCCGCCCUGCUGCAUUCUCUGUCCACCUGUCUUGUCUCUCUGUUAAUAAAAACUUGUUGAACAGUUCA
Molecule: messenger RNA, 1599 nt
Organism: Jaculus jaculus (lesser Egyptian jerboa)
Lineage: Eukaryota; Metazoa; Chordata; Mammalia; Rodentia; Dipodidae
Gene: Sigmar1
Product: sigma non-opioid intracellular receptor 1
Exons: 4
Coding region: 39-710 (223 amino acids)
Cellular component (GO): endoplasmic reticulum
Source: RefSeq, a predicted model, not a curated record